AUGGCUAUUGUGGAGCAAAGAGCCCUAAGGAUUGGCUUCAAGUGUCUCUCUUUAGCCACUUUUGUGCUUGUUUGUGCUGGACAAGGUGGAAAUAGGGAGAAUGGGGGUCCUGCCUGCUAUGGAGGAUUUGACCUUUACUUCAUUUUAGACAAAUCUGGAAGUGUCCUGCACCACUGGAAUGAAAUCUACUAUUUUGUGGAACAUCUGGCCCAUAAAUUCAUAAGCCCUCAACUGAGGAUGUCAUUUAUAGUGUUCUCUACUAGAGGGUCGAUUCUAAUGAGGCUAACUGAAGACAGAGAACAGAUUCGCCAAGGCUUAGAAGAGCUACAAAAAGUCCUGCCUGGAGGAGACACGUACAUGCAUGAAGGGUUUCAAAGGGCCAGUGAGCAGAUUUAUUAUGAAAAUAUGCAAGGAUAUCGGACUGCCAGUGUCAUCAUUGCUCUGACAGAUGGAGAACUUCAUGAAGAUCUUUUCUUUUAUGCAGAGCGGGAGGCUAACAGAUCUCGAGAUCUAGGUGCAACUGUCUACUGUGUUGGGGUGAAAGAUUUCAAUGAAACCCAGCUGGCUCGAAUCGCUGACAGUAAGGACCACGUGUUUCCUGUAAAUGAUGGCUUUCAAGCUCUGCAAGGGAUUAUAGACUCAAUUUUGAAGAAGUCAUGCAUUGAAAUUUUAGCAGCUGAGCCUUCAAGCAUAUGUGCAGGAGAAUCAUUCCAAGUGGUUGUAAGAGGAAAUGGAUUUCGUCAUGCCCGCAAUGUGGACAGAGUACUAUGCAGCUUCAAGAUCAAUGACUCCGUCACACUCAAUAAGAAGCCUUUUACUGUGGAAGAUACUUAUUUGCUCUGUCCAGCCCCCAUCUUAGAAGAAGUUGGCAUGAAAGCUGCACUCCAGGUCAGCAUGAACGAUGGUCUCACUUUCAUCUCAAGUUUUGUCAUCAUCACCACCACACACUGUUCCGAUGGCACCAUCCUGGCAAUUGCUCUGUUGAUUCUCUUCCUGCUCUUGGCCCUGGUUCUUCUUUGGUGGUUUUGGCCUCUUUGCUGCACAGUGAUUAUCAAAGAGCUUCCACCACCCCCAGCAGAGGAAAGUGAGGAAGAAGAAGAUGAUGGAUUACCUAAGAAAAAAUGGCCAACAGUAGAUGCCUCUUAUUAUGGUGGUCGAGGGGUUGGAGGCAUUAAGAGGAUGGAGGUUCGGUGGGGAGAAAAGGGAUCCACAGAAGAAGGAGCCAAGCUAGAGAAAGCCAAGAAUGCUCGGGUCAAGAUGCCAGAACAGGAGUAUGAAUUCCCUGAGCCUCAAAAUCUCAACAACAAUAUACGCAGAACCUCUUCUUCUCGGAAGUGGUAUUCUCCAAUAAAGGGAAAACUUGAUGCCUUCUGUGUCUUGGUACGAAAAGGUUACGACCGGGUGUCGGUGAUGCGUCCACAGCCUGGUGAUAGGGGACGUUGCAUCAAUUUCAUGCGAGUGAAGAACAACCCACCCGCCAAGUACCCACUCAACAACGCCUAUCACCCCACUUCUCUGCCUCCUGCCCCCAUUUAUACUCCUCCGCCUCCUGCUCACCUCUCCACUCCCCCACCUCCUAGCUCUCCCACCCCACCAACGCCUAGCCUACCUUCCAUACUUCCCCCACCUCCUCAUGCCCCACCCCCCAACCGAGUGCCACCACCCUCUCGUCCCCCACCUCGGCCUUCUCUCUAG
This is a messenger RNA of Gracilinanus agilis (Agile Gracile Mouse Opossum), 1695 nucleotides long. RefSeq names its product ANTXR cell adhesion molecule 1 (gene ANTXR1). Gene Ontology annotation, cellular component: membrane. Gene Ontology annotation, molecular function: signaling receptor activity. The coding region runs from base 1 to 1695 and encodes 564 amino acids. The record is from RefSeq and is a predicted model, not a curated record. The transcript is spliced from 18 exons. Lineage: Eukaryota; Metazoa; Chordata; Mammalia; Didelphimorphia; Didelphidae.